AAGCAUUUAUUCCACUGGGAUAGGAGCGGCAGGAGCAGCGUUGGCACCGGCGAACCAUGGCAGGGAUUUUCUAUUUCGUCCUCUUUUCGUUUCUUUUUGGGGUUUGCGACGCUGUCACCGGUUCUAGGGUGUACCCCGCGAAUGAAGUUACCUUAUUGGAUUCCAGAUCGGUGCAGGGAGAGCUUGGGUGGAUAGCGAGUCCUCUGGAAGGAGGGUGGGAGGAAGUGAGUAUUAUGGAUGAAAAAAAUACACCAAUCCGAACCUACCAAGUGUGCAACGUGAUGGAACCCAGCCAGAACAACUGGCUACGAACUGAUUGGAUCACCAGAGAAGGGGCUCAGAGGGUCUACAUUGAGAUCAAGUUCACGCUGAGGGACUGCAACAGUCUCCCAGGUGUCAUGGGGACUUGCAAGGAGACCUUUAACCUGUACUACUAUGAGUCAGAUAACGACAAAGAGCGCUUCAUCAGAGAGAGCCAGUUUGCCAAGAUUGACACCAUUGCUGCUGACGAGAGCUUCACUCAAGUGGACAUCGGAGACAGAAUCAUGAAACUGAACACAGAGAUCCGGGAUGUAGGGCCGUUGAGCAAAAAGGGCUUUUAUCUGGCUUUUCAGGAUGUAGGGGCCUGCAUAGCCCUGGUGUCCGUUCGCGUGUUCUACAAGAAGUGUCCUCUCACUGUUCGCAAUCUGGCCCAGUUCCCGGACACCAUCACAGGAGCCGACACCUCUUCCCUGGUGGAAGUUCGAGGUUCCUGCGUCAACAACUCAGAAGAGAAGGAUGUGCCAAAAAUGUACUGUGGGGCAGAUGGUGAGUGGCUGGUCCCCAUUGGCAACUGCCUGUGCAAUGCUGGCCACGAAGAGCAGAGUGGAGAAUGCCAAGCUUGCAAGAUCGGAUAUUACAAGGCUCUCUCCACGGAUGCCACCUGUGCCAAGUGCCCACCCCACAGCUACUCUGUCUGGGAAGGUGCCACUUCAUGCACCUGCGAUCGAGGCUUUUUCAGAGCUGACAACGAUGCUGCCUCUAUGCCCUGCACUCGCCCACCAUCUGCUCCUCUCAAUCUGAUUUCGAAUGUAAAUGAGACAUCCGUGAACUUGGAAUGGAGCAGUCCUCAGCAUACAGGUGGUCGUCAGGAUAUCUCCUACAAUGUGGUGUGCAAGAAAUGUGGAGCUGGCGACCCCAGCAAGUGCCGACCCUGUGGAAGUGGGGUCCAUUAUACACCCCAGCAGAAUGGCCUGAAGACGACCAAAGUCUCCAUCACCGAUCUUCUGGCUCAUACCAACUACACGUUUGAAAUCUGGGCUGUGAAUGGAGUGUCUAAAUACAACCCCAGCCCAGACCAAUCUGUUUCUGUCACAGUGACAACCAACCAAGCAGCUCCAUCAUCCAUUGCUUUGGUCCAAGCUAAAGAAGUCACAAGAUAUAGUGUGGCGUUGGCCUGGUUGGAACCAGAUCGACCCAAUGGGGUUAUCUUGGAGUAUGAGGUCAAAUAUUAUGAAAAGGAUCAGAAUGAGCGAAGCUAUCGUAUUGUUCGGACAGCUGCCAGGAACACAGAUAUCAAAGGCCUGAACCCUCUGACGUCCUAUGUUUUCCAUGUGAGAGCCAGGACAGCAGCUGGCUAUGGGGACUUCAGUGAGCCCUUGGAAGUCACAACCAACACAGUGCCUUCCCGGAUCAUUGGAGACGGGGCCAACCCCACAGUCCUCCUGGUCUCCGUCUCAGGCAGUGUGGUGCUGGUGGUCAUCCUCAUUGCAGCUUUUGUCAUCAGCAGGAGGCGGAGCAAAUACAGUAAAGCAAAGCAAGAAGCAGAUGAAGAGAAACAUUUAAAUCAAGGUGUUAGAACUUAUGUGGAUCCCUUUACAUAUGAAGAUCCCAACCAAGCAGUUCGAGAAUUUGCCAAAGAAAUAGAUGCCUCCUGUAUUAAGAUUGAAAAAGUCAUAGGUGUUGGUGAAUUUGGUGAAGUGUGCAGUGGGCGUCUCAAAGUGCCUGGCAAGAGGGAGAUCUGUGUGGCCAUCAAGACUCUGAAAGCUGGUUAUACAGACAAGCAGAGAAGAGAUUUCCUCAGUGAGGCCAGCAUCAUGGGACAGUUUGACCAUCCAAACAUUAUUCACUUGGAAGGUGUCGUCACCAAAUGUAAACCAGUGAUGAUCAUUACAGAAUACAUGGAGAACGGCUCCUUGGAUGCCUUCCUCAGGAAGAAUGAUGGCAGAUUUACAGUCAUUCAGCUGGUGGGCAUGCUUCGUGGCAUUGGGUCUGGGAUGAAGUAUUUAUCUGACAUGAGCUAUGUGCAUCGUGAUCUGGCUGCUCGGAACAUCCUGGUAAACAGCAACUUGGUCUGCAAAGUGUCUGAUUUUGGCAUGUCACGGGUGCUGGAGGAUGACCCGGAAGCGGCGUAUACCACCAGGGGUGGCAAGAUUCCUAUCCGGUGGACCGCGCCAGAGGCAAUUGCCUAUCGUAAAUUCACAUCAGCAAGUGAUGUAUGGAGCUAUGGAAUUGUCAUGUGGGAAGUGAUGUCAUACGGAGAGAGACCCUAUUGGGAUAUGUCCAAUCAAGAUGUGAUUAAAGCCAUUGAAGAAGGCUACCGGCUACCCCCUCCGAUGGACUGCCCCAUUGCCCUCCACCAGCUGAUGCUAGACUGCUGGCAGAAGGAGAGAAGCGACAGGCCUAAAUUCGGGCAGAUUGUCAACAUGUUGGACAAACUCAUCCGCAAUCCCAACAGCUUGAAGAGGACUGGGACGGAGAGCUCCAGACCUAACACUGCCUUACUGGAUCCCAGCUCCCCUGAAUUCUCUGCCGUGGUAUCAGUGGGCGAUUGGCUACAGGCCAUUAAAAUGGACCGGUAUAAGGAUAACUUCACAGCUGCUGGUUAUACCACACUAGAGGCUGUGGUGCACAUGAACCAGGAUGACCUGGCAAGAAUUGGCAUCACAGCCAUCACCCACCAGAAUAAGAUCUUGAGCAGUGUCCAGGCGAUGCGAACCCAAAUGCAGCAGAUGCAUGGUAGAAUGGUUCCUGUCUGAGCCAGUGCUGAACAAACUCAAAACUCUUGAAAUUAGUUUACCUCAUCCAUGCACUUUAAUUGAAGAACUGCACUUUUUUUACUUCGUCUUCGCCCUCUGAAAUUAAAGA
This is a messenger RNA of Ochotona curzoniae (black-lipped pika), 3126 nucleotides long. RefSeq names its product EPH receptor A4 (gene EPHA4). Gene Ontology annotation, cellular component: plasma membrane; neuron projection. The record is from RefSeq and is a predicted model, not a curated record. The transcript has 17 exons. Gene Ontology annotation, molecular function: ATP binding; protein binding; transmembrane-ephrin receptor activity. Gene Ontology annotation, biological process: cell surface receptor protein tyrosine kinase signaling pathway; axon guidance; protein phosphorylation. NCBI's taxonomy places the organism in Eukaryota, Metazoa, Chordata, Mammalia, Lagomorpha, Ochotonidae. Bases 57 to 3017 code for a protein of 986 amino acids.